This is a messenger RNA of Symbiodinium natans, 7095 nucleotides long. NCBI's taxonomy places the organism in Eukaryota, Dinophyceae, Suessiales, Symbiodiniaceae. The record is from the annotation of a GenBank genome assembly.
AUGAAUGUGUCUGGAACGGGGAAUGAGGUCACAGUCCUGCCAGAAGGCAACAGCGGCUCCUACUGGUUUCUGGGAGUUUGCCUGGCUGUCCUCGGCACGCUGGCGGGCACCAUCGGCAAGCAGAUGGUUCGCUGCUCAAAGUUGGCGAAGGAGAGGCGAAAGCAGAAGGAGGGCAACUUCCUCCUGGUGGCCGGUCUGGCACUGCAGGUGGCUUUGAACCCGGCCUGCGACGUCGCGGGCUACGCGCUGGCGCCAGCCUCGGUCAUCGCCCCCGUGACGGGGAUGGAUAUUGUUUGGAACACGGUGAUCGCGCCCUGCUCUUUGGGGGAGACCCUGACACCCCGGCGGUUGAUCAGCGCGGCGAUCAUCUUUUUCACAGCCACCACCUCCGUGUUCUUUCGGCAGAUCAACGAGGUGAACUGGAGCGCUGAGUAUGUGCAGCAUGUCCUGCUGCAGUCACGGACCAUGGUCUAUGGCCUUUGUUUCACUGGCUGGUUCCUGUUCAACACCUUGGUCCUGAUGAAGUAUCCAAACGGUUCUGCAGUGCGCGGCUUCUCACUCGGAGCUACUGCAGGCACUCUGGCAGGAAACAUGUGGUGCACAAAGAUUGUGGCAGUCCUUCUGGAGCAGUGCUUCGGCGGAAAUUGUCUGGCGUGGACAAAGCCUGUUUCCUGGUUUGCCGCCACGGCUGCGAUUCUUUUCAGUACCACCAACUUGUACUUCAUCUCUUUAGGGCUGCAGCACUAUGAGGCGCUCUUCAUGGUCACAGUCUUCAUGGGGUCGAAUAUCGUCACCAACAGCCUCAGUGCUAUCGUCGUCCUGGCAGAGAUGGAUGAGGCUCCCUGGUGGAAGCUGGGGGGCUACGUCCUGUGCAUCUUGGGGAUGAUGGCGGGGAUGGUGCUGCUGACCGAAGGCGAGAAAGAGUCGCCUCGCUCGCGGUUCACACCUGCAAGCCUGGAGGAGGUCGAGCUCUCGAGCUACGAUGUGAGGAGCGCGUCACGGGUGGCCAUGGGUUACAUUGCUAUAAGACUUCGCACGAGACUUUGCUCCGAUGGGCAUGAUUUGAUCACUCAGAUAGGAUUAUCAGCCGGUGAAGCUUCUCAGUCGGAGAUCGACUCUCCGCAGCAUUCCGUCGAGUCGGUGGAUUGCCGCUUUGCCAGUUUUGUGGUUCUGCCGUUGGUUAUGCGCGGUGCUCGGCGGUACUCUGGGCAUGUGCUGAUUCUCUUGCAGGUCCUCUUCGUUCUCUACGGCGCUUAUGCAGCAUACGAGAUUCGGCUUUACCCCAUCAAGGACUAUGGCUAUAUCAUCCAUGAGUUCGAUCCUUGGUUCAACUACCGGGCUGCGGAAUACCUGGCAGAACAUGGCUUGCAGAAGUUCUUCCAGUGGUACGACUACGAGUCAUGGUACCCGCUUGGUCGGCCAAUUGGUACAACGAUCUACCCCGGCAUGCAGAUGACUGCAGUGUGGAUCUGGGAGGCCAUGAAGAAGGUGGGCGACUUUAAGGUGGAGACUCCCUCUCUGGUCUUGGCGCUGAGGCCAGUGAUCUCCUCCCUGAAGAAGAGUGGCUGGAAGUUUCUGCCAGCCUUGAAGCAGUCGUACGAGUUCAGUCCCAUGAGUGUCAACGACAUCUGCUGCAUGAUCCCGCCUUGGUUCGGCUCCUACGCGUCCAUUUUCUCGGGCCUGUUGGCCUACGAGAUCUCGCGGAGCGUCAACGCUGGGGUCUGCACAACCCUGAUCAUGGCCAUCAUUCCCGCGCACCUGAUGAGGUCUGUGGGUGGCGAGUUCGAUAAUGAAGCCGUGGCAGUGACGGCGAUUUGCUCCACCUUUUGGCUGUGGAUUCUGAGCGUUCGAACACCGAAGCACUGGCCCAUCGGGCUUUUUGCCGGCUUGUCAUACAUCUACAUGGUAGCCGCUUGGGGCGGCUACAUCUUCGUGAUCAACAUGGUCGGCAUCCACGCUGCGAUGCUGGUCGCGCUCGGCCGCUUCAACUCCGGCGUCCACAAAGCCUACAGCAUCUUCUAUGUGGUUGGCAUCCUUGGGGCAAUGCAGAUCCCCGUGGUUGGCAUGCAGCCGUUGCGGUCCGUCGAACAGCUUGGACCACUGAUGGUCUUCGUGGGCUUCCAGGUUUUGGCAUUCUGCGACUUCCAAAGGCGAAGGCACAAGAUGCAGGCCAUGGAGUUCGCCAUAUUCCGUGCAAAGGUUGUUGCUUUGCUGAUCGUUUCCACCAUCGUCGUUUGUGCAGCCUUGUACCCGACUGGGUACUUUGGUCCGAUCUCCUCCAGAAUACGAGGGCUGUUUGUGAAGCACACGAAGACCGGCAACCCGCUAGUGGACUCUGUCGCCGAGCACCAGCCCGCCAACCCCUCCAUGUACGCCAGCUACCUGAACCUGCCACUGGACUACGCAAUGCUUGGUGGUUUUGUUUGCCUUUGGCGCCGCAACAACGGCUUCCUGUUCCUGUGCCUCUACGGUUUCGUUGCGCAGCACUUCUCCGGCAAGAUGUCCCGGCUGGUUCUCAUCUGCGGGCCCAUCGUCUCCGUUGCUUGCGGGAUCUGGUGUGGCUUCAUCUUAGACCAGUUGAUCGAGCCCUUCCUCAUCCUUCUGGGCAAAAAAGGAUAUACUCCGCCUGCCCCUGUCGAGGCCAGCGACACAAACAGCAAAAAGCCGCCUGAGAGCGGUAAGAGCGAGGCCAAAGGAAAGGCUGCUGCAAAGGACGGCGGCAAGGCGAAGAAAGCCCCCCCCAAGAAGGCCAGCUCGGCACCGGUGGAGAUCGACUGGAGCCUCGAGGAGUGGGAGGAGGACAAGCGGCCCGGCGGGGCCAAUCAGUUGCUGCGCAUCUUCUCGGGUCUCGUUUGGAAAGGUGAACUUGAGAAGAACUGGGAAACCUGGACAGAGGUCCGGACCUACAUGGACGGCAACGUGGGAGUCUUGGCUGGGCGUGCGGUCAUCUCCGUGGUGGUGAUCCUGUACGCUGUGUACUUGAGCUCUCUGUCCGUGAAAAUCCCGACCUUCGUCCGGCACUGUGACCAGGUUGCCAGGUCAUUGUCCAACCCUCAGGUGGUGUUCAUGUCGCGUGACAGGCAGGGGAACACGUUUAUCGUGGACGACUACCUGAAAGGCUACCAAUGGAUUGACCAGAACACGCCCAAAGAUUCGCGUGUAAUGGCAUGGUGGGACUAUGGCUACCAGAUCACUGGCAUUGCAAAGAGGACGUCGAUUGCAGAUGGCAACACGUGGAACCACGAGCACAUUGCCACACUUGGACGAACUCUGACCAGCAGCGAGAAGAAGGCCCACAAUGCCAUUCGCCAUUUGGCUGACUACGUCCUGGUCUGGGCCGGUGGCGGCGGGGACGACCUCGCGAAGUCACCGCACCUGGCGAGGAUCGGGAAUUCCGUCUUUCCAGACCACUGUGGAGACGACGACCCGAAAUGCAACAAGUUCAGCUUCUACGCCGACCACUCCCCGACUCCGAUGAUGGCAAGAUCUCUGCUUUACAAGCUUUGCCAGCACAAUGUGAGUCCUGGCGUCAAGGUGAACGAGAGGCUGUUCAAGGAGGUCCACACGACCAAGCACGGCCUGAUGCGAGUCUACCAAGUCAUGAACGUCUCCCAAGAGAGCAAAGACUGGGUCGCCGACCCAAAGAACCGAAUCUGCGACGCCCCAGGAAGCUGGUACUGCGUUGGUCAGUAUCCUCCUUCCUUGGAGAAGCUGAUCGCGAAGCGCAGGAAUUUCGCACAGAUUGAAGACUUCAACCGGGCUGGAGGGAAGAGCGCUUACACCAAGCUCAUUGAAAAGGUAGACACUGAUCCAGCACAGCUUGUCAGACGAUCUGAGAACUGCAUAGCAUUGCUCGUUGCUGCGGUCGUGCGAGAGCAUGACCUCACUGGUGCAGUUACCGUCAAGGUGCGUGGGAUGCGCGAGGUCCAGGAUGCGCCGCACUUUGUGUCCUACUCCUGGCUGGUGCGCGGGCGGUUAGGCUUGGAGCCCCUGCUGCGGGCGGAGAUGCAGCGCACCCGGCCCCCCUCCUUGAAGGCCGACUUGCAAGCAGACCUUCGCAACCGCACCGACGAGUCAGGUGGCUUCGGCCGCUUGGAAGUUCCUGAAAAUGUUGAGGCCGAGGGCGUUGUGGAAAUCACGGGGCCAUGGGAUGUCCUCUACUGGGCCUUGGGAUGCCGGCUUUGUCAAAGCAUUUGGCUCCGUGUCGGGGAGCCUUUCAACUGUGAGUCCAUUGAAGCUUUGGAAGAGGCUUUGUCCUUGGCACCUUGGGACCACUUCUUGGAUGCCUUACAGCUUCACCAACUCCGGGUCAUCGCCUGGGAGCGCGAGAGCCGCCUGGACGCCGAAGACCUCCGAGCACACCUCCAAGCCUACCUCCGCGGCCGCGCCGCCCGCGCCUUGCACCACUUGCACCUCCCUCCAGAUGCGGAAGCGGAAGCUGCGGAAGCCGCGGACGCCGCGGAAGCCACGCGGCCUGGGCUCCUGCGAGCCGUGCUGCACCGGAACCGCUGCUCGCUGGAGCUGCUUUGCGCCGCGCGCCUGGGCCUCCGUGACGUUCAGCGCGCAAUGCGGGUAAGGCUGCCAUGGAAAAAGCCCACUCACCCCGCUCACCCCAUUCACUUCGCAGCGUCAGCGCGGCCUCCCACCUGGACCCUGGCUUCCGCGAUGCCCCAAGCCACACAAGCCUCCAAAGCCCAACCCUUCGAGGAGUCUGAGCUCAAAGCAGAGACCAGGGAGGCGAAGCGUACGGUGGAUGGCACAUUCGUGGCUGCGCUCAUCGCGGGACUGCGGCUUUCAGAUGGGAUGGUCGUGUGGGACCCCUUCUGCCGUGAUGGCCAAGUCCUCCUGGAGCUCUUGUUGGCGACGUUGCCGGUGCCACCAGUGAAAUCUGCCGACAGGCUUCCGUGUUUCGGCGCAGGCCUCGCAGGCCUCGAAUUGACCUUUGUGGGGUCGGACCGCAGCAUAGAAGCGAUCCAGGAAGCCCGACGGCAGUUGCUCCACUUCUGUGAGUUUUACAAAGACUUCUUGUCUGGGCCUUCAGCGGUGACAACGAGACAGACCCACCAAAGGGAUGAAAUAAAUGAAAGCGAUGAGUCCAAGCCAAGAGUGCCCGAACUGCUGCAGGGUCCGACCAUUCUCGAGGAUCUGGAGGGGAAGACGGGGAAGACGGGGAAGCUCGGACAGGGACCCGAGACGGCAUCAAAGGGGUCGAAACGGCCAAAGGGGCCCAAAAAGCAAAAGUUCGAAAAAGCGGCCAAGCCCCCUGUCAUGUCGGGCACGCUCGGCACGGGCACGCCAGCGGCGCCCGUGGCUACAGCAGUGCCUUCCGUGCCAGGCAAGGCAGAAGCUGCGGAAGCUGCGGAAGCUGCGGAAGUCGUCACCUAUUCUUCCUCAGAGCAUGGUCUCAGUCUUCCUUGCGAAGUGUCCCUUAACUUGGCUUCUUUUGAGGCGAUUGCUCCAUAUUUGCAUGGCGCGGUCAUCGUGACACGCAUGCCCUCCGAGGGCCGAGGACUCGGGCCAACAGCGCGGGUCGCUUUGCUCUACCGCCGCUUUGGUCACUUUCUGGCGGGUCGUCGUGAUCUCUUGGGUGCCUAUGUCCUCUGCGAUUCCCCGGUCUUCCGGCGUCAGACGGGCCUCACCUGGCAAGUCCUCGGUCGCUUCCGCGGUGCCAGCGGCCGCCGCUGGCAGCUCCUCCACUGGUCACCCGGCUUGCCACAACGACCCCGGCACCCCGCGGCCGCCGUGGACUCCGCCGACUCCGCCGACCUGGAGCCUAAACGCCGCAGGCAGCGCUGGGAACGGGCGCCGCGAGGCCGGAAGACGCGGAAGCCGCGCUUCCGCGGGCGUGAGCACACAACGUGGGGCAAGAAGUCGGUGGACUUCCCUGUGAAGCUUCAAGUGUCUGGUGGUGUGCCCAUACACCUCUACACAGACGACAUCGACCAUCAAACCGAACAGCAGCUGCGAAACCUUUCCAGGACUGGCAUCGCUGUCGGCUACGUGGCCGCCAUGCCAGAUGUACAUCUUGGCAAGGGUGCGACCAUUGGCUCAGUCUUCGCAUCUCGCGACUACGUGUGCCCCAAUGCCGUAGGAGUUGACAUUGGCUGCGGUAUGUGCGCCGUACCCGUGUCAGGCCCACUGCGGCGACAGGACCUGUCCGAAAAGGAUCUGCUGGCCAUUCAGAGGGGGCUUAGGAGUUCGAUUCCCACUGGUUUCGAGUACCAUGGUCGGAGCACCACUGCCAUGGAGGCUACAGCCAAGAAGCUGAUGUCCAAGCAUUCGCCCACAAGAUGGCUCAGGGAGACUUUCGGCAGCCGACACACGAAGCAGCUGGGCACUUUGGGCGGGGGCAACCACUUUGUUGAGCUCGUGUACGAUGAGGAGGACCGUGUCUGGAUGAUGCUGCACAGCGGCUCCAGGAACAUUGGCAACGUCACAGCACAGCACUAUGACAAGCUGGCUGCAAAGCAGUGCAAUGGGCGUCCUGAAGCACUGGCUUACCUCAGGAUCGAGUCUGCCGAAGGUCGGCAGUACCUGACCGACAUGACUUUUUGCCAGGCCUAUGCCUGGGAAAACAGGCGUUUCAUGAUGGAAUCCUUCGCAGAGGUUGUGAAGAAGGAAACGAAGCGAGAUGCGAUUUGGGACCAGAUGGUCAACAUCCAUCACAACUAUUGCGAGUGCGAACAAUGCAGGUAUCUGGAUCCCACCACGCAGAGGUGGAGAGAGGAGCAACUUUGGAUCACUCGGAAGGGGGCGACAAGUGCUAAAGCUGGACAGUUGGGCAUCAUCCCAGGAAGCAUGGGCACUGGCUCCUACAUCGUGCGCGGCAAGGGCGAGACAGAUGCCUGGCAGUCGUGCUCGCAUGGGGCCGGCCGGUCCAUGUCCAGAGCAGCAGCGUUCAGGAACAUCGAUCCCCAGACCUUUGCAGGCCACAUGCGAGAGCGCGGCAUCGUUUGGGACGUGAAGUUUGCCGAUAAAGUUCGGGACGAGGCGCCCAUGGCCUACAAGGACCUGAACACCGUCAUGCAGAACCAGCAAGAUCUCGUUGAGGUUGUACACCACCUUCAGCCACUCAUCAACAUGAAGGGCUGGUAA